Messenger RNA from Leptidea sinapis, 6233 nucleotides. Its product is annotated as spatacsin. Gene Ontology annotation, cellular component: dendrite; axon; cytoplasm. The coding region runs from base 163 to 5985 and encodes 1940 amino acids. The record is from RefSeq and is a predicted model, not a curated record. Gene Ontology annotation, biological process: axon extension; axo-dendritic transport; synaptic vesicle transport. NCBI's taxonomy places the organism in Eukaryota, Metazoa, Arthropoda, Insecta, Lepidoptera, Pieridae. The transcript is spliced from 15 exons.
AGCACGACUUCUCAAAAGUCAAAACAAUAUCAAAAUUUAUUUGUUUUGUAAUUAAUUUGUUGUAAUAAACAAGGACAAUAAACUAUAAAAAAUGAAGUAACGUAUAAAAAUAUAAAAACAAUUUCACAAAUUGAGAAGUUGCCAAAUAUUUAUCACACAAUCAUGGAUGGCUUAACACAAAAUGAAAAGAUAAUUUGGAAUUCAUGGGAGCAAAAGUCUGCUCGAGAUGUUGUUCGUGAAGCAGCAGCUAAGGGAACUCACAUAAACCUAGCUAUAAAAUAUUUAAUCUACAAGAAUUCCUGGAAUGAGACAGUAGCAAAGGAUUGGUUUAUAGCAGAGGUCAAAUCAUGGACAGUUCAACUACUUAUGCGAAAGCAAAUAUUUAAAGUGUUGCAUCUGUUGAACAAAGUUGACAUUAACCCUGAGGAUCAUUUAAUGACAUUAGCACAGACAGCAACAGAAAUUGAAUAUAGAGACUUUUUAGUUGAACAUUUGCAAAAGAUCACUAAGGAUAUGAAAAGUGAAAAUAUUGCUAGAUGGGAAAAUUUUCUUAGACAUUGGAACUUGCUGCGUUACCUUGAAAAGUCUUUUGAAGUAGAAGGAAAGUUCAAACAAAACAAAGUAUUUGGUACCGGCACUGACAGAGUAUUUGUUAAUGAAAGUGAAAUUAAAGAAUUAACAAUAGAAAAAAUUGAAAAGUAUUCUUCUGAUUGGAAAUCUAAUGUUGCUACAGCAUUGUUUUUUGAUGUAUUUGAAUUCUCACUUCUGGAAUUUACAUCAGCAACAAAAGCUUGGACUUUUCUUAUUCAGAACAAUAAAGCAAUGGUUUUAGUACGCUGGAUCAAUGUACAAAUGUCUGAAGUUGUGAGAGAUAUGAACACCCGUUACUCAUUCUUUAGCAACGAAAACUUUGAACGUAAACUUUUGAAUGUUGAUGCAAAAGGCCUAAGUGGCAGUCUGUUAGAAAAUUUAGAUGUAAUUUUUCGAAAAUGGUCUAUCACUAAUGAAAUGAUUGAGUAUGUUGCUAAUAGUAAUUGCUUUUCAUACACGAAAAUGUGCGUGUAUGAUACAUUAUCUUCAUACGGCAUUAUUAUUGAAAAUGAAAAAAGGAACUUAAAUCAAAUCAUAGAGAGGCUAUCUAGAACCCAGACAUUAAAGAUAGUUGAUGAUGUGUUCAAUGAAUCCUGUGCAACAAUUACAAUUCAAGAUUUUUAUCUGGAACUAGCGAAGUAUUUUGUAACUCACAAGUUGUAUAAAGCGCUAACAGUAUGUAUUGACAGUCAAGUGUUGAAUACAGAUCUUUCAGCUGUAGAAGGUGAUGCUAAAAAUUGUAUUGAACUUUGGUUGUUAUUUAAAAGUAUCGAGCAAACUUCGGAUCGGCAAAGUCAUGUUGUGCCUGUGUACAAAACCUGCCAACAAAUAGCAAAAGAUGAUAUUGAUAACUAUAUUUCGUCAAACGCACUGCUCUUUAUUGGAAUGAUUCUGUUAGAAGACAAUGCAAGUUUGUUCGAUAUAUUUUUGAAAGAAGGUGUUCUAGAAUUCAAAGACGUAAAACUGUUAAACAAAGGUUAUAAACAAAAACUGCCACAUAUGUAUAAUGUCUACAAGAAAUUUAGUGACACCAACAAUAGAUACGAAUGUAGAGAUGUCAAUGUAUAUCAGUUACUAUCAGGAUAUAGGGGUUUGGAUAUAUCAAAAAUAUUUGAAUUCCAACUAAUGAAUAAGAAUUCUAAUAUAUCGUCGGACAAGUCGGAUCGGCGCAGUUUGGGAAGUUUGUUGCUGAAUGACGUCGAUAUUAGUGAAAUGAAGUCCCUUGCGCAAAGAUCAAUAGAAAUGCCAGAUUUUGCCAAUGACAAACUUAUGAAGAAGUAUGGGUAUGACGCGAAGUUAAAUCACAUGUACUACCUGAGACAGUACAGGCCGUGUAAUGCUAGCCAAGCGUUUGUCACCCAGCAGUAUCAGUUAUACAAUCGUAUGCAAGACAAAGGGAUCAAAAGCGCUUGCUGCGAAGCUCAUGCGUUGGCUCUGCAGAAUUGGUCCGAUCCAUCAAUGACGGCAUGUGCAAUAUCAUUUGUUGCAAUGAUAGGGUGUAAUCCAACUAGAUGCAGAGUUCACAUAUCAGCAGCAACAGCUAUUAAAAAGUAUCUUGUAAAACACAAGGGCUAUAUCGAGGUAGAAGCAACCAGGGAAGUCACCGAAUUGAUGCUUAACCUGGUUCAAGGUCAUGAUGACACGGCAAAAUGUAUUCUUAAAUAUUUAGAAGAAAUUAUGGUCCAAAAAUUUAGGGAAAUGCGCGAUGGCGAUGAUAAAAACGUUGAUAUGUCAUUUGUACUUUAUGAAUCACAAGCUAUGGUCAAAUUUGCUAUACUUCAUAAUUUACCAUUACCAGAGAUGGUGUUACAAGAGAUUGUCAAGGAAAAUUCCUGGUUUAAUUUUUUACUUUUUGGAGACGUCUUUAGGUAUCCGCUAAAUCAAAUGCUUAACCUUUCUCAAGGAUUUAGCAACAGAGCCUACGCUGAACAUCUAAAGCACAUAAUGUUGCAUAAAACUACUGAAGACGAUAACAAUCAUAGACAGACGACAACCAAUGGACAGAGAAGAAUAAUGCGCUUGAGUUCCACAGAUACUAGUCCAAGUCAUAACGUGGCAUUCGAGUUCCCAUCUAACUCCUACAUGGGUCGCGAGUUAUGGGAGGUGGCGGCCGCUUGUCACGGACCCGAAGAUCCGCCGGCGGCUCUGCUACGGGCAGCAGAACAUUACAGAGAACCACUUCUGGUCCUUAUUGCCAGCUGCUAUGAGCCGAACGCUGUGGACGUUCUCUGGUCCCACUGGAUAUUAUCCUCAAUAGAAGUCCGCUCAUGUAGCAGAGAAACGUUGCUGGGAGAGAUAACUGGUAAAACUCCGGCGCAAGUCCUACACAGAAUUUCGACAUUGUGCCUCCACGAGGGAUAUAUGACGACGUUACACGAAUCAAUGUCUAUAUUUAUGCCGGAAAGCCCAUUAGCAACACUGACAUUAUUGCUAUACAGAAGCAUUCGCCUUUUAACCUUCGACAAGGAGACAGUCAAACAACUAGAAAGUUUCCUUCGCCAAUGCCAGCGCAAAUAUAGUACGGAUAGCAACGGAUUUCCUUGGGAUUUGUCGCCAAAAUCAUUACAAAAAAUAUCAGUGGACUUAAUUAAAGUGGCGUUGAGUCACAAUUUCGAUAGUGCCUAUCAUCAGAAAGAGUUCCUAAAAUGUUUAGCGGAAGUUGAUUUUGGAAAGGGUUUUGUCGCUGGGUGCCCUGAUUUCUCUGUAUUAUAUGAUAUAGUAAAUAUUUCAAUGGAAACACCAAACGUUAUAAAUGUAUCGAAACUUCUCGAAGACGAGUCCGGCACAUACGUAUUGGAGUGCAUUGAUUUGUACAAGAAUAACGCUAACUACGAUGUUGCGAUAAGAAUAGCCAAGCUAUCAGGUUUGCCAGUUGAUGAAAUUUUGAUCACGGAGUGGAGUCGCAAAGCCGAAACAUUAUUUGAUGAAACUGAUGAUGAGAAACAAUUGACUGACGUAGAUAUUGUUAAAUUUAUAGCUGAAUGUAGUGAGGUUUUUAAAAAUGCAGGAGUUACUACCAAAGAAGCUACAGCAUUCCUAAAGAAAUUACCGUCUAAAUUAUCUGAAAAUGAGCAGAAGUUUUACGCGUAUAGAAUCAUUAUGAGUUGGUUCGACGAAGGUCACGAAUAUGGUGCUAUACGUGAAGAAACUGAACACAAUAUGUGGGAAGCGUAUUUUACAUGUGACAAUUUGGAGGUUUUUCUGGACAACUAUGAUAGUACGUUGCAUUUUUCUCUAAACGGACAGAAGACUGCAAGUGAAUCGAAGAAAUUAGGGAUGAUAAGCUGCGAAAGACCAUUCGCAAUGACUUUGCAUGAAAUUGAAGUUGAAUCAGAUGUAGGUAAUAUUGAAAAUGCUGUGAUUCUAGACGAUGAAGACGUCCCAGUUUGGAGAAGAACUGUAAAUAGGUUAUUAGAAUUGAGACUUGUGGUGGAAGCGUUUCGAUUGGCUAAGCUUUAUAAGAUAUCUGAUGAGUAUUUGUGUAGAACCCCAUGUCCUGUGGAAGUGACGAGGACUUGUCUGCGGCUGGCCGAGGGUACUUGCUCUCCAUAUGAGCUGCCGCAAGAAUUACGACUGAUGAUAUCAUCUCCAACUUUGCAAAAUAAACUGUCAGUUUCAGAAACUUCAGUGGCUAGCUUCGAGGAGCUGGUAGUGAUUCAGGAGCGACAAGAUGAAGGGUCACAUCUGGCCGCGCGCGAGGAUGCUGACCGCCUCACUACCCUUGAUGCACUCAGUGUGAAAACUGGACUCGCUAUUGUUAAACAGGUGGCGAAUUACUACAGAAUAGCCCUACAAAUAGGCUGGGACUACAUGUCCGUAUUAAAGUAUCAAAAUCGUGCUUUGGACUUCAUAAGCCUAGUGAGCGGGAAAUCUCGGAUGUCGUUGGCGAAUCUGGUUUUCAGAACAUUUAACAUACCAAGUAAACAGAUUGCAGACUAUUUAUGCCGAGAAAUGGUAUCGGCUAUAAUAUCCCCACAUUUGGUUAAAACGUCAACUUUUAGGCAAAAAGAGCACUUUCAAUACACGUUAUGGGGCUACGUUCUGGACUCGGACAUUGAAAUGUUCCUCAACAUGCGGCCAGAUGCCUGCAGCCACAUCGGCCGACUAAUCCUGGACCAUUUGAUAGCUUUCCAAAAGAUCUACAAAGCCACGGCUGUUAUAAAGAUACCGGAGAAUAUAAUGGACGAUAGUUGCUUUGAUGUUGAGACAUUGAUUGAUGAAGAGUAUCAGAACUUGGACGGGGAGGAAAUUGAAUCCAUUCUGACAGAGGAAGGCACUCUGAAUUCAGCCGAAACUGAAUCUAUGUAUUCCGUUUCGACUGUGUACACCGCGGGAAAAAUGUCGAGAGAGACGAGGAGGAAUCUGUUUGAUGUUAUAUCUAAAAGUAAUGUUCAUAUUCGCAACGAGGUGAAGACAAACAUAAGGAAGAUAACUAAAGGGGCGAAGUUGUCUACGAAACAGGUGAACACGAUAUCAAUAGAGCUAUUGGUGCUCGCCCACGAAUGUUUCUCGUGCGCGUGCGACACAGAGGGCGUGGCGGUCGUGUUGCGGUCUGCGCAGGCGCUGGCCGGCAGGUUGCUCACGGCCAAGUCCUGGAGACUCAUGGUGCGACUGCUGACCGGCCUGGCACGGUACACCGAGUGCGGGUACAUCCUGCAGGCCCUGCGCGAAAACCAUCAAUUUGAAUACUUGCUAGGUCAAUUCGAUUAUAUGAUUGGCCAUAAACAGAACAAAAUUGCAGAGUUUAAGCAUGGCUUGCUUGAUUUCCUUAAGAAGCACUGCCCUGGCGACACAGACACUUAUAUAAUGGUCGCACUGCAUUUCAACAUGUACGCAGAAGCGGCUAAUGUUAAAAAGAAGCAGGCGUUAGACUUGAUAAAUGAUCUUGAGAAAAUGGCGACAGAUGGCGUUAAAUCGACGUCGAAAAAGCCCGUGUGGCCUCAAAUACACGACAACGUUCCGACGAGAACUUUGCUCGAGACUGCUAUGAACCAUUGCUGUGACGCAGCAGAAUUGUAUCUACAGGGGGGGUGUAUGGGGAGUGCGGGGGACAUGGCAGCUCAGGCUCAACUCAUUGCUUUGCAAAUAUCGCUCUUAAACGCGUCGCCUACAAGACUCAUAUUAAAGAGGACUACGGAACAGAUGUAUACAUUGGUCAGCGAAUAUUUAAGUUUCAUGGAGGGUCUAGUGUUAAUGAGCAGCUCCGGUUCCAUGGACUCGUGGCAGGAGCUAUCGUAUCGCCGCUCGCUGACCAACGACCAGGCAUACCUGCGAGACAUGGCGGCCUGCCGACCAGACAUCGCGCACGACUUUCUAAAUAGAUAUAAAACAGAGUCGAAGAAGACACCGACAUCUCAACUGGCUAUGUCAGAGUUACACAGCCUCCUUAAAUGAAACAGAAUGUAAUCUUGAUAAAAUCGCGAUCUCAUACUAAUUCUCAUCGUUAUAUACUUAUUAUAUAUUAAGUAUAAUUAUAUUAUCAUGUGUAAAAACUCAUUGCCAAAAAUAUUAAACUUUAUAUUAUGCUUAACUUACUGUGAUAAUUAAACAUGUGAAUCGACUGAAAUUGAAUAUAUAUUUUUUGAUAUAAAAUGUUAUUGUAUCUAUAAAUGAUUGGAAGUAAAUGAAUGUAUUUAUGUUUA